Mauremys mutica (yellowpond turtle) is the source of this 2259-nucleotide messenger RNA. RefSeq names its product adhesion G protein-coupled receptor E1-like. Gene Ontology annotation, biological process: cell surface receptor signaling pathway; adenylate cyclase-activating G protein-coupled receptor signaling pathway. Gene Ontology annotation, molecular function: calcium ion binding; G protein-coupled receptor activity. Lineage: Eukaryota; Metazoa; Chordata; Testudines; Geoemydidae. The transcript has 17 exons. Gene Ontology annotation, cellular component: membrane. The coding region runs from base 1 to 2259 and encodes 752 amino acids. The record is from RefSeq and is a predicted model, not a curated record.
AUGAAGCAGCUCAUCUCCCACCUUCUGGGCUUUUGCUGGCUCGUCUGCUUCACGGGGACUCAAUGUUUCACCAGCGAUGAUGACAUGUGUCAGUAUUCGACUACUUGUCCUUCUUUUGCAACCUGUGAAAACAUCACCACGGGCUACCACUGCACCUGCAAACGUGGGUAUAUAUCUAGUUCUUUGGAGGAACACUUCACUAAUCCAGCAGUGAAGUGCGUUGUCGACAGAUGUCAGGAUUCGUCUACUUGUCCUGCUUUUGCAACUUGUGAAAACGUUGCUGGGGGUUACCACUGCACCUGCAAACGUGGGUUUGCAUCUAGUUCUGGGAAGCAAAACUUCACUGAUCCAACAGUGAAGUGCAUUGAUGUUAAUGAAUGUUCUCAGGACCCACCAGUCUGUGGCCCUCACAACCAAUGCAACAACACCCGAGGGAGUUUCACCUGCCAAUGUUCUCCAGGUUAUUCUUCCCCCAGUGGGACCUCUUGGAAACCUGGUGACUCCCACACCUUGGACUGCACAGAAAAUCUCAUCAGCUGCCAGCCCAGGAUUCUGCAACGAGACGAUUUCAAAAGUCUGUGCGGCAACAGCACCCAGCACGGAAACCAACAAAACAACAGAUUUUGCACCUUCCUGAAUGAGACCUCAAAGACCCUGGAAUCUGCAUGCGGCAAUGGAAAUCAGUCAAUAUCGCUGAAGGAAGUCUCCACCUCUAUCGAUUUGCUUUUCUAUGCCACUGCCCAGCAGUCUAAUGGGAGCAAGGAGGAGGUCGCAUUGGUAGCCACUAUCUUUCUGCAGAGCGUAGAAUCAGCAGCUUUGGCAACUGCUCGGAAAAGCCCCGGGAACAAGACACAGACUAUCACGGGAGAGACAAUGACCAUCGUGGCCCAGCGGGUUACGGAUAACUGCAGUCGGGCAGGGAAGAUGAUCGAACUGAACGCUGAAAACGAGUUGAUGAGCAUUGACUGCAUGACAGUGGUUGGCGCCAGGGAACAAGGCUCCGGAGUCGUUGCCUUCAUAUCGUAUGCCACUCUCGAGUCCAUCCUGAACAAUAACUUUAUCGACCAGCAAAACCUGAGAGAGGAUGUCAAACUGGGUAGCACUAUGCUGAAUUCGAAGGUAGUGAGUGGGACCAUUGGGAAACCCGGACCCCUCUCCAAACCUUUCAACUUCACCCUGGAGCAUAAACAGAAAAAGGAAAUGGAAGACAAGAUUAUCUGUGUUUUCUGGAAUCUCACUGGUCCCUGGUUUACUGAAGGCUGCAGACUUCUCCGUGAAAACAGCACUCACACCACCUGCACCUGUAAUCACCUGUCCAGCUUUGCCAUCCUGAUGGCUUCACAUGCUAUCAAGGAGAGUUAUCCACUGACCAUCAUCACCUAUGUGGGACUGACCCUCUCCCUUCUCUGCCUCUUCCUUGCCAUCCUCACCUUCCUCCUGUGCCGCUCCAUCCGCAACAUCAGCACCUCCCUCCACCUGCAGCUCUGCCUCUGCCUCUUCCUGGCCGACCUGCUCUUCCUCACCACAGUGAACAGUGUCACCAAUGAGGUGGUGUGUGCUGUCAUUGCUGGCCUUCUACACUAUCUCUUCCUGGCCUGCUUCAGCUGGAUGUUACUAGAGGGGCUGCACCUCUUCCUCACCGUCAGGAACCUGAAGGUCGUGAAUUACACCAGUGCCAGCCAGUUCAAGAAGAGAUUCAUGUACCCGUUUGGCUAUGGAUUCCCAGCCCUGGUGGUGGCUAUUUCUGCAGCGGUGAAUCCUGGUGGCUACGGAACUUCCAAACACUGCUGGCUCACAAUAGAGGGAGGCUUCAUCUGGAGUUUCCUUGGACCGGUCUGCCUUAUUAUUGUGAUGAAUUUAACAUUUUUUAUCACAACCCUCUGGAUCCUGAGAGACAAAAUCUCCUCCCUCAAUGCAGAUGUCUCCACCCUCAAAAACACAAGCAAGCUCAAACCAUCUCUGACCGUGGAGGAAAACCGUGAGCUCCUUGGUCAGUGCUUCAAAAGUUUAUUUCCCCUUCCUCCCUUGGAGAAGAUGAAAGAGGAAGACGGGACAGCAAAGGAUGCUCUGCAUAUACAACUCCUCAGGAAAUGGUUCAGUUCGGGGAAGGAGUGGGAGAGAGAACGGGCCUUGCAGGCCAGCACCCAGCUGCAGACUGCCUAUCAAGAGGUAGUUCAUAGCACAGUGAGUAUAGCCUUACUCUUCCUUGAGCUGACUUCCCUGCUUACAUCAGAUCUGACACUCAACGCGAAUGCAUGA